UGUUACCUGCUUUUGGCCGCACGACUGACUGCGCUGACGACGUUCUGCGCUUCUGGCGUACAGAGCGCCAGCCAGUGACAUACAGUCAGCUGACUCGACGCCAUUUUGUCAGCCAUUUCCUAGCCGGAUCAGCACUUAGCUAGCAUUUCUUAAGCUACAGUACCACCCAUCCAGCCUCGUCUUGUCAUCAGGCCUGGAUUUUAAAACGGUACCACCGGCGAGGACGCUGUCCGCGUAGGUUAGAGACUGUCCGGUGGGGUCGGCUUGCUCCUGAGAAACCCCAGCUUGCCUCUCCGUCACGCAGGACAGCAGUGACAAGAUACUCGCCUGCAGUCAUGGCUCUGAAGAUAGUUAAAGGGAGCAUCGAUCGGAUGUUCGAUAAAAACCUUCAGGACCUAGUACGUGGCAUAAGAAAUCACAAAGAAGAUGAGGCAAAGUACAUCUCCACCUGCAUUGAUGAGAUCAAGCAGGAGCUCAAACAGGACAACAUCGCAGUCAAGGCCAACGCCGUCUGCAAGCUCACAUACUUGCAGAUGCUGGGCUACGACGUGAGCUGGGCCGCGUUCAACAUCGUGGAGGUGAUGAGCUCCUCCAAGUUCACCUACAAGAGGAUCGGUUACCUGGCAGCCUCCCAGUGUUUCCACGAAGGCACUGAUGUCAUUAUGCUGACCACCAAUCAGAUUCGCAAGGAUCUCAGCAGUCCUAAUCAGUACGAUACAGGUGUGGCUCUGACCGGCCUGUCGUGUUUUGUGACCCCUGACCUCGCCCGGGACCUGGCCAAUGACAUCAUGACCCUGAUGUCCCACACCAAGCCCUACAUUCGGAAGAAAGCGGUGCUCAUCAUGUACAAGGUGUUCCUCAAGUACCCCGAGUCUCUGCGCCCCGCCUUCCCCCGGCUCAAAGAGAAGCUGGAGGACCCCGACCCCGGGGUGCAGUCAGCAGCGGUGAAUGUCAUCUGUGAACUGGCCCGGAGAAACCCCAAAAACUACCUGUCCCUGGCACCCCUCUUCUUCAAGCUGAUGACCUCAUCCACCAACAACUGGGUCCUCAUCAAAAUUAUCAAGCUGUUCGGCGCUCUGACGCCCCUGGAGCCUCGUUUGGGAAAGAAGCUGAUCGAGCCGCUGACGAACCUCAUCCACAGCACCUCUGCCAUGUCCUUGCUGUAUGAAUGUGUCAACACUGUCAUUGCAGUGCUGAUCUCCCUCUCCUCGGGGAUGCCCAAUCACAGCGCGAGCAUCCAGCUGUGUGUGCAGAAGCUGCGUAUCCUGAUCGAAGACUCGGAUCAGAACUUGAAGUACUUGGGCCUGUUGGCCAUGUCCAAGAUCCUGAAGACCCACCCCAAGUCUGUGCAGUCCCACAAGGAUCUCAUUCUGCAGUGCCUGGACGACAAGGACGAGUCCAUCCGGCUAAGGGCCCUGGACCUGCUCUACGGCAUGGUGUCCAAGAAGAACCUGAUGGAGAUUGUGAAGAAGCUGAUGCUGCAUGUGGACAAGGCAGAGGGGACCACGUACCGCGACGAGCUGCUCACCAAGAUCAUCGACAUCUGCAGCCAGAGCAACUACCAGUACAUCACCAACUUUGAGUGGUACAUCAGCAUCCUGGUGGAGCUGACCCGCCUGGAGGGCACGCGGCACGGCCACAUCAUCGCCUCCCAGAUGCUGGACGUGUCGAUCCGCGUGAAGGCCAUCCGCGGCUUCGCCGUGGCGCAGAUGGCCACGCUGCUGGACAACGCCCACCUGCUGACGGGCAACACGCAGCGCAACGGCAUCUGCGAGGUCCUGUACGCCGCCGCGUGGAUCUGCGGGGAGUUCGCCGAGCACCUGGACGACCCCGCGCAGACGCUGGAGGCCAUGCUGCGGCCCAAGGUGGCCACCCUGCCGGGCCACAUCCAGGCGGUCUACGUGCAGAACGCCGCCAAGCUGUUCGCCACCGUGCUGCGUGGCCAGGAGGGGGCGCCAGACGGCCAGGCCGCGCAGGAGACCACCCAGCUGCUCAUAGAGAGGCUGCCCCUCUUUGUGCAGAGCGCCAACCUGGAGGUGCAGGAGAGGGCGUCCUGCAUCCUGCAGCUGGUGAAGUACGUGCAGAAGCUUCAGCAGAAGGAGGUGGAGGUGUCGGAGGAAGUGACGGCGCUGUUUGCUGGAGAGCUCAACCCCGUGGCCCCCAAAGCCCAGAAAAAAGUGCCCGUCCCCGAGGGCCUGGACCUGGACGCCUGGAUCAACGAGCCGCCGUCGGAGAGCGAGUCAGAGGACGAGAAGCCCAAGGCCGUGUUCGCGGAGGAGGAGCCUCGCUACACCCGCCCCCGCCACACUGAAGCGGACGAGACGGAGCUGGCCAGGCGGAGAGAAGUCAGGAAGCAGGAACAGGCCAAUAACCCCUUCUACAUCAAGGCCUCUCCAUCGUCUCAGAAGGUGUACCAGGAAACUCCAGGUGUGGAGCACAUUCCAGUGGUGCAGAUCGACCUCAGCGUGCCUCUUAAAGUCCCAGAUUCUUCCUCAGGGAUGCCCAUGUCCGACCAGUACGUGAAGCUGGAGGAGGAGCGUCGGCUGAAGGAGAGGACGGAGAAGAAGAAGAAGGAGAAGAAGAAGAAGAGGGAGAAGCGGAGCAGGGGGAGGAGGGGCGACUCGGGCCCGGAGAGCGAGGAGGACAUCACCCCCGCCCACAUGGUGGACAUCGUCACCGAGGAGAUGCCCGAGAAUGCCUUGCCCAGCGACGAUGACGAGAAGGACCCCAAUGACCCGCACAAAGCCCUGGAUAUCGACUUGGACAGUCUGGUCCUGGGGCCCCCACGCAGGCCCCUGGCGGACAGCGAGAAGCUCCCGGUCAGGACACACCGGCCCCCAGAUGUCCUGAAAAGCCCCGGAGAGGAGGGCGAGGGGGCCCCUCAGGAACCGAAAAAGAAGGGCAAGAAAGAGAAGGAGAAGAAGAAGGACAAAGAGAGGAAGAAGAGCAAGGAGGAGAAGAAGAAGAAGAAGCACAGGCACGAGAAGGAGGAGAAGGAGGAGGAGGAGCCAGGAGAUGCCCUUCCUGAGGAAGCUGUCCAAUCGGCGGAGAACAGUGAGGUGGUGGCCCCGCCCGCCACCACGCCUGCAGAGGCUUCAGACCUGGACUUCUGGCUGUCUGCUGCCCCUGUGUCCCCUAGCAACCAGGAGGCGGCGCCGAAAGCUGAACCCGCCCCCGUGGCGGGACCGGGCUCCGCCCCAGAAGAAGAGCCGGGCCCGGCCUCGGAACCCGACGAGCCCGGAGGCGCGGAGCCGGGGGACGCGAAGUCCUCCAAACACAAGAAGAAGAAGCAGAAGAAGGAGAAGGAGGAGAAGGAUAAGAAAAAGAGGAAGAAGCACCACCAUCACCAUCACCACGGUGACGGGGGCGGAGCCGAGUCCGUGCAGAACGGCACAGUGGAGGAGGAGGAGGAGCCUCUGCCACCCAUGUCCAACUACUGCCUGCUGGCUGAGAACGCUUACAUCAAGAUGCUGUACGACAUCCAGGGGAACCUGCAGGACGGCAGCCAGGUGGUGGUGUCCGUCAUCUUCGAGAACAAGAGCGACAGCUUCAUCAAGUCCAUGGAGUUCACCGUGCUGGACUCCCUCAACUCUAAGCUGCAGAGGCCGGAGGGGGCGGGGCCUCACGACGGCCUCCCCGUCCCCUUCCAGCUGCCCCCCGGGGUCUCGAACGAGGCGCGCUACGUCUUCUCCGUGCAGAGCAUCGUCAUGCCGCAGAAGCUGAAGGGAACCCUCGCCUUCAUCGUCAAGUCUGAAGACUCCUCCACUCAUGAGAAACUGGACUUUAAACUGCACUUUACCUGCACUUCAUACCUGAUCACCACUCCCUGUUACAGUGACGCGUACGCUAAGCUGCUGGAGUCGGGGGACAUGAAGGGCAGCUCCGUGCGGCUGGAGGGGGUCAGCAUGCCCUUCCACCACCUGCUCGCCCGAAUCUGCUUCCACCACCACUUCUCCGUGGUGGAGCGGAUCGACUCCUGUGCCAGCAUGUACAGCAGGUCAAUCCAGGGUCACCACGUCUGCCUGCUGGUCAAAGUGACGGAUCAGACGGUGCUGAUCGACGCUAAGUGUGACGAGCCGUCGCUGCUGGGGAACGUGCUGGAUGAGAUCAAGCAGACCUUCUCUCAGUGCUGAUGCCUCGGACUGCCUCUUGUGCCCACCUCCCCCCCUCUGUCUCUCUCUCUCUCUCUACUCACCCCCUCAUGAACACACACACUUACACUCACACACUCACUCGCACACUCAUACACACACACUUACACUCGCACACUCACACAUACACUCACUCACAUGCACAUACUCAUUCACACAUACACACACACACAUUCACUCACAUGCACAUACUCAUUCACACACACACACACAUACACACACACAUUCACUCACAUGCACAUACUCAUUCACACACACACACACACACACACACACUCAUACACACGGUGAAUGUGUAAAUGAAGAAUGAGGCCGGUAUUCCCCCCCACCCCCCCCCCCCCCAGGCUGAUGUUAGUUUCUCUGACUGUCUGACCCUGCCUCCUCAGGACACCGCCUGCUGCCUCCCCCCCCCCCCCCCCCCCCCCCCUCCACAGUCCUGUCACUCAAACUCAUCCGCUGCUCUUAUUCACUGUAACUCAGUCUCACGCUGUUCACACGCAAGCUUCUCCAGCUUCGGAUUGAUUUCUCUUUUUCUUCUUUCUUUUUUACAUUAAUUUUCUGUCCCGAAUUCCAAUUAUGUCCAUGGUGAUUUCACCCCCCCCAAAAAAUCGAGCGUUCUGUGUUUCUGUUCCCGUUUUUGUAACCUGUCAGUCCUGCGCCUGCGCGUCGUUAUUUAAACCCCUUCCUAAUGAAACUGGAUUUUGUUGUCGUUGAUUUGAAUUGAAUUGUUUUUUUUAAACUUUUUAAUGUGUCUUUUUGUCAAGUUUUGGUGAGUUUUUUUUUUUUUUAGCCUGUCUGCAACCCCCCAUACCCCUAUCGUGUCAGUGGCACUGUGUGUUCACUGAUUUCCCCCCCCCACCUCCCGUUUAACAGUACAUCUCGCACCAUCCUUCCGACUCUGGUGGGAUCACUCAAACACUUGCCCCCCCCGUCCCGAGUUUUGCCAUUCGCCAUGAUUCUCUCCGUCUCUCCGCUCAACGUUGAGCUGACCCAAAUAUCCACAGCAUAUCAGUCCUUCCAAGAAUGAUUUGGCUUGUAUCAGGGGUAGGCAACCCUGGUCCUGGAGAGCCGGAGACGGUCCUGGUUUUUUCUCCAUCCAGACCUUCUAACUGCGUAAUCCGGUCCGUUUUAAUGAAUCGGGCUUAAUGGAUGCAGGGGGCCAUGGGCUGGAGGCACUCCGCGUCUCACCAUUCAGCAUAUUCAGCCUCAGACUUUUCAUCGUCCGUCAAGCGCUUGUGAUCAAGCUCAGGUGGAACAAAAACCGGAAACGUCACCUGCAGUCUAGGAUCAGGAUUCCCUACCCCAUAGUCUACGUAUAUAGUUUUUAAAGAGUUUAAUCCUUAAAGGAGUAAGCUCACAAAUAUUUGAUUAGAAUGCUCUUCACCGAACAUUCUAGUGCCGAUGUCACAAUCACUACUGGUAACUGAAAGCAGUGGAGUUCUAGAACACUGUAUUUUGAAAAAAAAAAAAAAAAAAGGCAUUCCAAAAAACCCCUACUAUUCAGAGAGUAAUUAAUGGAAUCGAGAAAGCACUGAAGGCAUUCACAGGGACAUUUAAGGGACCAGGAUGGUACACAUUUCAUUGGCUUGUUUCCGUAAGUCACUAACAAACUCUCCUGAAUAGCUAGCUACACUACAGUUUUGCGAAAUGAGAAUAAAUUCACGCACGAUUCGUUUCUCUGCGCCUUGGGUCAGGGAUCCUCGAGGGGCUGCAGUGUUUUCACUUCUGGUUUUCGAAGCGCUUCAGUGCGUUAUUUAAGUCACUGCGGCUCGACACCCCUCCCGCAUGCAAACACAGGCCGCUGGUUUGAAGGAAACCACAGAAAGCUCAUGUGAGAUUUAUCCAGAAAUGGCCGUCUGCUGGUGAUGACAGGGUGAGGUGUUGCUAGAAGCAGAACAACAGGCUGAUCUACCACAUAGCAUCAGAGACUCACCAAUUUUUAAGCAAAUCCUUGUUUGUUUUUUUUAUUUUUUAUUUUGCAAAUCUGUGAUUGGCUCAUUGUUGCUUAGCACCACCCACUAAACCUCUCUUCCCAACACCGCAUCGCAUUGCUCACACCAAUGGGAGGUGCUGAGUGUAAACGAUCCCCCCCCUCUGUGUGCUGUUACUCCCAGGCUCGGUGCUACGUAGCUUAGCGUACUCUGUGCUAAUGUGCGCUGACUUGGGUGUAUUAAAUCAGCGCCUCACCUCAUCCUAUAGUAAUGAUCCUCACACGGUAUACAUUUCCUAAUGCGCUGCAUGCUAAUCAUGCUAAGUGUGGCCACGCUACCAAGGGGCGCCUGUGCGCUGUGAGUGUGGAGCGCUUAUUCAUUUCAGCGACAUUACCAGUUAAUUAUCUUGGGAUAUGCUUUGACUGAAGUCCAGAUUAACAUGGAAAGGGACCGGAGGUGCAGUGCGCCAUUCUAAAUAACCUGCAAACGUCUUCAGUGCAUAAUAUUUAUUCAGCGUGCGAUUUACGUUUGCAUCUUGCAUGAGUAGGAACGUACGCACAUGCAUCGUGCUGCCCGGAGAUCACACACACAUUAGCAAAAAUCGAAUUAACAGCAGUCCCACAGUCCACUCGCUUGCUUUUUUUUUUUAUAUAUAUAUAUAUAUAUAUAUACACACACUUUUUUAUGAUGUGAAAGUGAUCGGACCACUUUUUAUUUUUUUGGUGAAAUUUUAUUUUUUGUCUGUAAUGAAGACAUGAAUUUAAGGGGGAGGGGGAUGGGGUGGGGGAGGGGGGGUGCAAAAGAAAAUCUUAGAAUGUCAUUUCUAAACUGGAGUGUUUGGGAUAUAAACGUGUUAUUUUUGGCUGUGGAAAAUAGGGGGUCUGUUUUGGUAUGCUCGACUCGAGUGGGAGAAAAGGGGGUCUAGUUCAAAGUAUAAAUAAAGACAUGCUGUUUAAUCAAACCUACUGGAAAGACAUCUCUUAAGGUGUUCUCCAGUAAAACGUGGUGAAUAUAUUUCUCGCUGGAUUUGGCUUGUAAGACUAGAAUAUGCUCCUGUUGUUCUUACGCAUUUUUGUCAAGACAAAGAUCCUGUGAGAUUCCUUUUUUUUUUUCCUGUUUUUCCAGCUGUAUGAUGGAACAUGUUUAUGAGAAACAAACGAAGGAAAAAAGAAUACGUAAGGAAGGAGUACUUUACUGUUGACAUUCCUUGUUACGGAGAGAGAAGUCUACGCAAAUGAGAGUUAUGAGCUGCUGUAGUCUCGUGUAAAGGUGAACCAAUAAAAUCCAACAUAUGAUGCGAAGAAA
Anguilla rostrata (American eel) is the source of this 7387-nucleotide messenger RNA. Its product is annotated as AP-3 complex subunit delta-1-like. The coding region runs from base 336 to 4133 and encodes 1265 amino acids. Gene Ontology annotation, cellular component: terminal bouton; presynaptic endosome; AP-3 adaptor complex. The record is from RefSeq and is a predicted model, not a curated record. The transcript has 34 exons. Gene Ontology annotation, biological process: anterograde synaptic vesicle transport; protein targeting to vacuole; synaptic vesicle membrane organization. NCBI's taxonomy places the organism in Eukaryota, Metazoa, Chordata, Actinopteri, Anguilliformes, Anguillidae.